UCCAGAUCAAGUUCAUCCGAUCAAUGAAAUACCUACUCUGCAUGUCCAGGCAGACACAGACGAGUUACAGAAGUUGCAUGAUGACGUUCUAGAAGAUGUAUCGAUCACUGCCAAUCUUUCGCAUAUUAGGUAAAAAGAAAAGACCAAGGUAGAGUUAAGCUUAUGUAUGUUUGAUAGCGUCGAUAAUAUUGAUUUUUUCGACAAAAUAAAGUUUUCCUUAAGCGGCCAAACAUCAAGGUUGUUCAACAAACUUUCUUAUGGCUUUGCUAUUAGAGAUUCCAACAAAAGGACUCUGGGCGGAUACAAGAAAUUUAAGCUUCGUUCAUGUGCUACUGAUCCAAGUUACAUUCGUGAAAAGCUAUACUAUGAUAUCCUGUCUGCGUCUCAGGUGCCAACAGCAAGAGCUUCUUAUGUUCGACUAUUCAUAAACCAAGAGCCACAGGGACUUUAUAUGCUAGUAGACAAAUACAAGAAACCAUUUAGCAAGAGAGUGUUUGGAAAUGAUCAGCCAGGCUAUAAGCGAGGAACCUUGUUCCAAGGAAGUAUGCAAGAAAAUCCUAUGGCUGUUGGUAGGCUUCGUUUAGGCGCCAACCUAGGUUAUUUAGGUCCUACUGUAAAAGAUUACAUCGAGCCACGGGUAAAUCAGUCAGUGUAUAAGAUUCAGGAAUACCCCUCCAAGUCGGUGUCAAAAGAUCAUACGAUGGCGCCUCUUGUUUCGUUUAUUCAAUUUAUUGAAAGCACCAAGAUGUUUGCGGGCACAAAAGAAGAACUUGCAGUCGAAUGGAACAAGAGACUGGAUGUACCUACUUUUCUGAAAAACCUUGCUCUUGAAAUAAUAUUAGGGCACAAUGAUGGCUACUUGGGCGCGGCACAUAAUUAUUUGCUAUACCAAGAUCCUGGACAGAAUGGGAGGUUUAUAUGGCUGCCUUCUGAUUUAGAUCAAACCUUUGGAAACACUCUGGUUCCUGCAAAUGAACAAAAGGAUGCAGAUAAUUCAUUUAAAAGAAUAGAUCAGUUUGGUCUAUUGAACAAUAUUGCUCGUAGACCACUCGUGAGUCAAUUGCUACAAGUAGAUGAAUUUAGAGACCAGUGGUUUAGAAUUAUGCAAGACUAUUAUGACUACUUGUUUAAAUCAGACACUGUUCUGACUUAUACAAACUAUCUAAAGAGGCUCAUACAGAUCGACGUCCAAUGGGAUAAACAAUUACAAAGAGUAAAUCGAUUCCAAGGCAAUCAAUCAGUAUUUCAAAAUCAAUUAAGGCAAAAGAUUUUGCAGCUACCUCUUGGCGGAGACUUUUAUGAGAGGAUAGACAAAAUAGAUUUUGAUAUGGCCAUUCACGGAACUAUAGCCAACCAUUCAUCAAUUAUAUCUAUCACAGAUUAUUUGUCCACUGUGAAUCAAUCUUUGUCCGGUUUUGUCCUUGACUUGAAAUCAGAAGGGCUGCUUUAAAAAUAAAUUGUAAUCAUGGUACAUCGAACUUUUGACUUGUAAAUUUCAUUUAGAGAGAAGAGGAGAGGGAGAGAUCCAUUCUACAGAGAUCAACGUUGAUUAGAAGUGCUAUUAAACCAAUCUUAUUCAUUAAUCGAUUAUUUCUUGAAUUGACGUAUUUCUUUUAAUUAUGUCCUUGAUUCCUAUAAUA
This is a messenger RNA of Rhizopus microsporus ATCC 52813, 1640 nucleotides long. RefSeq names its product spore coat protein coth. The coding region runs from base 167 to 1450 and encodes 427 amino acids. The record is from RefSeq and is a predicted model, not a curated record. The transcript is spliced from 3 exons. NCBI's taxonomy places the organism in Eukaryota, Fungi, Mucoromycota, Mucoromycetes, Mucorales, Rhizopodaceae.